AUGGUGGCGCAGCGGGACCUGUUCAGGGGAGCGGAGGGACGGGCCCGGGCCCGGGCCCGGGGGGGCCCAGCGAGGCCGUGCCGGGGUCCUCCGUUCCUUCCGCCGCCUCCACACGGGCCUCCGGGCCACCGCGGAGCGGGCUGGGCCUGGCCGGGCCCGGGCGGAGCGGAGCGGGAAGGGAAACGGGAAGGUUCGUCUGGUCUCUCCCCUUGCAGCGAGAACGAGGAGCUGGAGGAGAUCGCCUCGGCCGACCUGAAGUACCUGCUGCUGCCCGCCCUGCUGGGGGCCCUGACGCUGAAGCAGGUGGACCUGAGCAGGAGGCUGGAGCACCUGGAGAGCGCUCGGGCCCACUUCUGGCGCUUCCUCAAGCUCUGCAGCAGCUACGGGCUGGGCAGCUUCCACCUGCCCCCCGCCAGCCCCCCGGGAGAGGAGGACGCCGGGAGCCCGUCCCCGGGGCGCCCCGCUGCUGCCCAGCCCAGCCUGGUGGCCAUGGCGGCGAGCAGGCAAGCCAAAAUCGAAAGAUAUAAGCAGAAGAAGGAACUGGAGAACAGGUUGGCCUCUAUGACAACCUUUGUGGAGAGCGGGAAAGCAGAUGAGGAUCAGAUACGGGAAUUUUACAUACUGCAAGUCCAGAAGUGGAUCAACACCAGCCUUGAGGAAAUUGAGAGUAUUGACCAAGAAGUGGUCAUCCUGAGGAGCAGAGGUACAGCGAAACAGCCUUCAGCACCACCACACGGUACUUCUCGGCAAGUCAGGGCUCCACUGAAACCUUUCAUUCUUACCCGGGACGCCGCUCAGGCUAAGGUGUUUGGUGCUGGAUAUCCCGGGCUGCCUACUAUGACCGUGGACGACUGGUAUGAGCAGCGCAGAAGGCAAGGAGUCGUGUCUGCUCAGAGCGCGCCUCAGAGAGCACCAGGUAUCACUGAUGAAGAGUUGCAGAAGCAGCAGCAGGAGAAAAAAGAGGAGGAGGAUGAUGAGGAAGCACUUCAAAAAGCUCGGAACUGGGAUGACUGGAAAGAUACGCACCCAAGAGGCUAUGGCAACCGGCAGAAUGUGGGCUGA
Molecule: messenger RNA, 1062 nt
Organism: Nipponia nippon (crested ibis)
Lineage: Eukaryota; Metazoa; Chordata; Aves; Pelecaniformes; Threskiornithidae
Source: RefSeq, a predicted model, not a curated record